GUAUCGCGUUAUCGCUGCUAGCCACGCCCCUUAUCUUCGGUGGUGGUAAACUGCAUUUGCACAUCCCUAAGAUAAUAAAUACCAGCGGCACAAGGGUUUAAGCACAUAAUUCUAUUACCCGUAACUCCGUCCAGUGCCUCUUGUAAUAGAAAAAUAAUAAACAUGGAGAAAAAAGUUAAACAGAACGUACUCCGCAAAAGGGGUAGACCCGCUGGUAAAAAUAGAGUGCCCUUGUCUCAGAAUGAACGCAGAGCUAGAAACGCGCAGUAUGAGAGGGAACGCAGGGAAGAGAUGUCGGGUGCUUUAGCAGACUUGGCUGCGGCUGUUGGCGUCACUGGUUCCAUUUCAAAUGCAGAACUUCUGGCAACAGUAAUCACAGAGCUCCAACGAGCUUCGCAGGUCAAGCAUAGCAGUGAUUUAGACUCGUUGCGGCGGUGUAAUAAAAAUCUUAUGGCUCAGAUUUUGACGUUGGAGCAGCGGCUUACAGAAUCUGAUGAGAUCGAGAGCUCAGGACACCCGACUGGAGAACUCACGGACACACCUCGACCAGUCAAGAGGAAGCGGGAUGAUUGUGAGGCGCCGGUGGAUGUUCCCGUUCCGAAGCGUUCCCCUCGAGACUACGAGCCUUCGCUAGAUUAUGCAAUCAAGCAGGACCACGAAAACGAAGCCCCCGUGCCGGAAUAUUUGUCGAAACAAGAGUUCCUGCCAGCGGAUUCGCAGACAUCACUGGAGAGCAGCGCCUUUGACCACCGGGAGCGUGAUGUCAACUAUUCGCCUUUCACAAGGCCGCACGUACCCGCUCAUGAAUGUAAGAUAGAGACCAAGAUUGAGGUCUCUGAGUACAUUCAACCUGUUCAGCUAUAUACUGAGCAGGUGUACUAUCACCAUGAAUCCCAGCAGUGUCUUGCCGGUCCUUUUUCAUCAGAAUCGUCGUUCAAGCAAGACCACACGAGCUUCAGCGAAGGGGCAAAGCAUACACUCAGUAAUGCCUUUGUGCCGACGGAUCCCUGGCCCCCGAUUCCAGCACCAUCGGAUCAGGAUUUUCCCGCUUCGAGAGAGUCGCCAGGGAGCAGCGCCUCUGACCAGCAGGAUUACGAUGUCGACUACUCCAACUAUCACUUCGCCGGGCCGCAGGUUUCCACACCCGAGUAUCGGUUAGAUACUACGGUUGAACCAUUGGAAUACAUCCAUCCUGUACAGCCAUACACAGAGGAGGCGUACUGCCAUCCGUCAGCGUGGCUGUGCCGGUCCGGCCCUUCUUCAUCGGAAGAGCAGUUUUCACCAUCUCAAUACCUGAUUCCUGGGACACACCACGGAUUUUCGUCUCCGCAGUACCACCCCUCCGGCCCUUCAAUGGACCAACAGCUUCAAAUUCCAGUCUACCGAAAGCAAGCGGCGCGGAGCAAGAUCCUCGUCGAGAAGGAUUCCUUUCAUCUGAAAAUCUGA
This is a messenger RNA of Cydia splendana, 1446 nucleotides long. RefSeq lists its product as uncharacterized. Bases 163 to 1446 code for a protein of 427 amino acids. The transcript is spliced from 4 exons. NCBI's taxonomy places the organism in Eukaryota, Metazoa, Arthropoda, Insecta, Lepidoptera, Tortricidae. The record is from RefSeq and is a predicted model, not a curated record.